AUGCAAACAGACUGGCAGGUUUUGUCUAGUCAAACCGUAGAGAGCAUAUUCAAGCUAGAAUCAACUGCCUGUGACCCUGUUGCUGCUCGCCUAAUUGACGAGACCGACGCUAGCUAUCUAUUCCAUUUGUUUUUCAGCACUCGUAAUCCUUUGUUGGGGUUGCUAGAUCCAGAGCUACAUACUCCUGAAUACGUCUAUACCUUGUCUUUUACCCUCUUCUCUGCCAUAUGCGCCCUAGGCUGCGCGAUCUCAUCGCGGCCUCGAGAUCGCGUAAUCUACGCCGCGUUGCUAUCAUUGGCGGAGGCGAACAUGAAAUGGUCUAUCGCCGUCUCUGUCAGAAGCCUAGAGACAAUACAGGCUAUUAUCCUUAUGCAAUAUUGGGCACCUAUGUGUACGAGACAUUCAUGCGACCCUGCCUGGUUGCAUUUGAGCCAUGUAAGAGAAGCCCUAAGGACAUCCGGAAACUCUUGUGCGAAUGUGAUGCUGACGGGGAUGUUCGGAAAGGCUGCUCAACUAGCUAGAGAGUUGGGGAUUUACGAAACCGAUAGAAUCGACAAGUACCUCGCGGCGUCCGUACCAGUAGCGGCUGAUGAGAAAAAGGAACGAUUCCGUCGGAACAUUGAGCGAACCUGGCUCUAUAUCUUCAUCGCCGAUAAGAGUUUUGGUCUUAUCAACGGACGUCGCCUGGGUGUCUCCUGGAAUGAGUUGCCGCCUGACGUAUAUGCCUGGUGGCAGAAUCCCAUGGCCACCGCCCACGACCGCAUGAUUAGCGGGAUUGUGGAGACCAGAGGCAUUCUGCUGGAUGCGCUCAAGGAAGGGAAAAACGGGGAUAUGACCUUGCUGUCCGUUUUCAAGUGGCACAGCCGGUGGUUCGAAACCUUGGAACAUGUGCGCGGCGUGAGGUGUACGCCCGAUGCUUCACCUUCAAGCGUUUACUUGCCACUCUUGGCUUUCUACAUGGAUCACAGCAUCUUGGUGCUUAAUGCUCAAGCAAUAGCGCAGUUGGCGAAACCAAAUGACGAGACGACAUCACCGGAACUCGAAGCAGUCUACCAAAAGACAGUCAAAGUGGCAACUAGAACGCUGAACAGUGUGCUAAACGAUCCUAUGAUGGUCAGUUUGCGACUGGGAUUUCACAAUAACCAAUACAUCAUGAUCUGCCAUGCUGUUGCGGAGGUCGUCCAAGCUACCAAGAAGAACCUCCUGUCGAUACAGGAGACCGCCGAUGCCGCCUCGUAUAUGAGAGCCAUACCAGAGCACCUAGACAAAAUUGCACAACAGCUUCCUGUCACAUCGUUAGCUCGGAUGUACGCAAGCCUUUCCCGCUGCUUGAUGCUUCAGCUUAACAAAGACAUCGUACCCGUGGGCGAACGAAGUGGAUCUAUUGUCAGCCUUUUUAAUUCUUCAUCUGCACCAUGGCGGUCUUGGGAGACAUCCCUCGACGGCUUCGAUCCGGCCUCUUUGAGUCUGGAGCAGAUGAUGCUCGACAUGGGCUGGGAUAUUCCUUUCGACGCAGAAAGUGACACUUUCUUGUUUCCUCAACAGGGGAUUUAA
This is a messenger RNA of Fusarium pseudograminearum CS3096, 1554 nucleotides long. RefSeq lists its product as uncharacterized. The coding region runs from base 1 to 1554 and encodes 517 amino acids. Gene Ontology annotation, biological process: DNA-templated transcription; regulation of DNA-templated transcription. Lineage: Eukaryota; Fungi; Ascomycota; Sordariomycetes; Hypocreales; Nectriaceae. The record is from RefSeq and is a predicted model, not a curated record. Gene Ontology annotation, cellular component: nucleus. Gene Ontology annotation, molecular function: transcription cis-regulatory region binding; DNA-binding transcription factor activity, RNA polymerase II-specific; zinc ion binding. The transcript has 4 exons.